ACAAUAUAGUACAGGAGAACACCUUUGGUCUGAUCAGAACAUCCCAGCUUCACUGCAAGAGCUGCCAUUAUAAAAAAACAAAUAUAAUGCCAUAGAACCAGGGCAGGUUUCUUUUCUUUUUUUUUUUUUUUUUUUUAUUAAAGAGCUGAUUACCUAUGUGUCAUUACUUCAAAAGGAGAAAAAACAGAAAUCAUUUAUUGCAGAUCCUACCUUAGUCUGUAAAGAUAAUCAGACCAUGGGAGGUGAUAAGAAGACUCCAAGGGCCAUUGGUGCCCAGCAGCUGGCAGGAAUCCUACGGCACAGAAGUGAGGAAGUAUUGGUUGUUGAUUGCCGGACCUUUACAGAAUACAACACACUGCAUAUUAUCAAAUCUAUCAAUGUCUGCUGCUCAAAGUUGCUAAAAAGGAGACUUCAGCAGGACAAGGUGACGGUCAGAGAGCUUCUUCAAUCAAACUCCAAGGCCGACACAUCAAGUGAAAAGCAUGUGAUAGUGUAUGAUCAGGGUACUCAAGAAUUCUGCACAGGCGAGUUUGUAUCAGUUGUACUUGGAAAACUGGAGAAGUACUUCAGCUGUAUCUCAUUUCUAGAAGGUGGCUUUGGUGCAUUUUCUUCCCAAUAUCCAAAUCUGUGUGAGGGGAAGUCAGCCAUUGUGUUCCAGUCUAGCAUCUCUCAGCCCUGCCUUUCCACAGCAAAUAUUGCACUGACACGAAUUUUUCCUUACCUAUACCUGGGAUCACAGAAUGAUGUGCUAAAUAAGGAUGUCAUGGCUGAGAAUGGUAUCACCCAUGUACUCAAUGUGAGCAACAGUUGCCCCAAACCAGCGUACAUCCCUGAGACACACUUCCUGCGCAUUCCUGUUAAUGACAGCUACUGUGAGAAAAUUCUGCCAUGGCUCAACAAAGCUGUAGAUUUCAUAGAUAAAGCAAAGCUGUUAAAUGGGAGAGUCCUUGUUCACUGCCUGGCUGGUAUCUCACGCUCUGCUGCCAUAGCAAUCGCCUAUGUCAUGAGGACUCUGGGACUGUCCUUAGAUGAUGCUUACAGAUAUGUUAAAGAGAGAAGGCCUUCUGUAUCCCCCAACUUCAACUUCCUGGGCCAGCUGCUGGAGUAUGAAAUGACUUUAGACCUGAAUCUGCCCCCAGCAUUCCUAACACACUCGCUCUCACACACAUACAGUCUACUGGACAGAAGACCGCCUGAACAUAAGUGUGUCUGGGAGCAUAAGGGAGUAGGAGGCCCCAGCCACUUUAUGCAGACAAGUUUCAAGGUGGAAGACACUGACAACUCAGCAGAAGUGGAGGUAGCGCUUGAUGGCAGCAAAGUGGCUGAGGAUUGUGAGGAAGGCUCAUCAGGAGUCAAAUCACUAGAGAACAAACUCUGCAGUUUAAAGGUCUCAGAACAGAGUCCAGACCCUAUUAGCAUGAAGCGUUCCUUCUCACUGGACAUCAGAUCAGUCUAUACUUCAUCCUCUUCUACAGUAUUGGACAGGCACACUGGUUUUUACCAUACUGCAAAACCAGCAGAGACUGGUCCUGCCUCCAAGCUGUUUGGAUUCCGAAACAGAAUCUUUGGCUUUGGACUUAAUCUUUUUUCAAUGUUCACAGAUAAUACAAAGACUGCAGAACUGCCCACAGUCAGGGAUGAUGAACAAGCCAGUGGGCAGUUGUGGUGUACUAUGCAGGCAAGCAGUAACCACAGCAGGCUUGCCCCUUCAGUUUGUGCUGCUAAAGUAGAUCAGACAAGGACUACAUCUGAUCACCAGAUCACACAUGUAAGAGUAGUUGCAGAAGAGUCACCACGGCAACCAUUUGUACUCAGUAUGCCUAGCUGCAAGCAGCAGGGCUUAUUCAGUCGGGAUAAUCAUUCAGACAUAGUAAAUCCUCAGAGAACUGUUUCUCCACUACCCUUAUAAAAACUGCUUUGUUUUAAAGGCAUUUGUAUUUAUUUUUAAACAUGUACAAGAAAGCAGUAAGACUUGGCACAUUUGCUUCAUACUUAUAUGAGUGCAGCUUUCAGUACAAUUAUCAUCUGGUAGGCAAGGCAAUAGCCAGCCAUUUGCGGGAUGAUAAUAUUGGCUUUGGAAGAAGUGAGUUCUACUGAUGACAGUGUUUACAAACAAUAAGUGUUCUCUGAACAGGCCAGAGGUGCUCAGUCUGUGGUCAGAAAGGUUUUGUCUAUUUAAACAGAAGGCAUACCUGAAACAGUGAGUGCUGAUGUUUACAAGAGCAUUUCUUCCCUCCCGUUUAUUUUACAUUAUGACCACAAGAAGAAUGGUUUAUAUCCAGCCGCAAAGGACAGAGAAGAGAGGACUUAAGGUGGCCAAAAUUUUGCAAAAGAAACAAAACAAUGAAGCACUGUACAACAGCUCAUGCUUUUUUUUGCUUUACCGUGGCUGGACCAUUGGAGGAAGAGGGGUGAUUUCUUUUGUAUUUUUACAUUUGCAAGCAUGUUUGUUAUUUAUAAAAUCUGUGCAGCAAAUAUUGUUGUCCAUGAAGUGUAUAGCAGCUACAUUUGUUAACUAUCAGAAUUUUCUGAUUUUGUUAAUCUGUCAAGAGAUUGCCUAUGUUGUAUUGAAUUUAUAAGGUUGACAAAAGCAAUGGGUGCCCAUUUCUUACUUUGAUAUUCCUCUCAGAUUUUAGGAUGUGAACAAUACGUUGUGACUUGCUGAUGACUGCAAAAAACAAAGCUUGAAUCAAAGACAGCAGCAAAGAUUGAUACCUUAAAAUUAAAAGAUAUGAUUCCGUACCACUAAAUCUGCCUACUACUUUUGAUUGCAUUAGAGAUCUAGACAGAUGACCUAGUCUGUCUUCACACAUAUACCUCUCAACCUGUUAGAGCAAGAAAUCUGGACAAAGGCACAAAUAAUGGGGGGACAAAGGCCUAAAAAUAGGGACACUUUUUAAAUAUUGCUCUUACAAACUUAGAAAGUGGAACGAAAAACACAAUACAAACUUGAAAAACCACAAAGGCAGGGGUUUACUCCAGUUUUUGUUGGAGUAAACCCUUGCCUUUGUUGUUUUUCAAACUUAGAAAGUGGAUAGAAUAAAAGGUUAUGCAUUAGCAUGAAUUUUCU
Messenger RNA from Protopterus annectens (West African lungfish), 3070 nucleotides. RefSeq names its product dual specificity protein phosphatase 8-like. Gene Ontology annotation, biological process: protein dephosphorylation; negative regulation of MAPK cascade. The record is from RefSeq and is a predicted model, not a curated record. The transcript is spliced from 7 exons. NCBI's taxonomy places the organism in Eukaryota, Metazoa, Chordata, Ceratodontiformes, Protopteridae. Gene Ontology annotation, cellular component: cytoplasm. Gene Ontology annotation, molecular function: protein tyrosine/threonine phosphatase activity; MAP kinase tyrosine/serine/threonine phosphatase activity. Bases 236 to 1909 code for a protein of 557 amino acids.